Molecule: messenger RNA, 528 nt
Organism: Salvia splendens (bonfire salvia)
Lineage: Eukaryota; Viridiplantae; Streptophyta; Magnoliopsida; Lamiales; Lamiaceae
Exons: 1
Coding region: 1-528 (175 amino acids)
Source: RefSeq, a predicted model, not a curated record
AUGACUUUCAAAGCGUCCCGAAGAUGCAUCGAGAUCAGCCACUUAGCCUACGCCGAUGACAUAAUCAUCUUCACGCAAGCGGCCUCCACCCCCCUGCAGCGGCUCAGAUCGUGCCUUAAUGAGUAUGAGAAAAUUUCCGGACAACAAAUCAAUCUUGCCAAAAGCAACUUCUACAUUGACGAAACCCACGAGCAAUGGGCGGCCUCAAUUCAAACGGAUGGAGGCUUCUCUCGGGGAACCUUCCCUUUCCUCUACCUCGGUGUCCCCACCUAUCGAGGUGUGAAGCGGACAGAUAUGUUUUUGUUCCUCCGGGAAAAGAUAGCAAAGAGGAUCUCUGGAUGGGCCCAUCGCCACCUAUCCUUUGGAGGAAGGCUUACCCUUAUCAAGAGUACCCUUGAGGCUAUACCUUUGCACAUCUACCAAGCUGUUGAGCCAACGGCGGGCACCAUCAAGCAGCUUGAUCAACAAUUGGCACGGUUCUUCUGGGGCUCUACUACCGAUAGGAAAAGGACUCAUUGGAUCAGCUGA